AUGGCAGUCCUCCUUACUAGGCUACCCCAACUACUGCAGUCGACGGGAGCAGCGCUGGCUAUAUCUUGGGCUAUACUCGCACUGAGGCCCAGGGAAAAGGCCAUGCGGUUGGAUACUAGGAUGAAGAGGAAUGCCGCGCCUUACCCUCGUAAUGUGUUCAAGAAACGGUAUAUACCACCAGCAUCGCCCGUCACGAGACGGCUGCUGGAGAACUUCGACUCCUUCUGA
Messenger RNA from Perkinsus marinus ATCC 50983, 228 nucleotides. RefSeq lists its product as hypothetical. The coding region runs from base 1 to 228 and encodes 75 amino acids. NCBI's taxonomy places the organism in Eukaryota, Perkinsozoa, Perkinsida, Perkinsidae. The transcript has 3 exons. The record is from RefSeq and is a predicted model, not a curated record.